Messenger RNA from Pomacea canaliculata, 1396 nucleotides. RefSeq lists its product as uncharacterized. The record is from RefSeq and is a predicted model, not a curated record. The transcript is spliced from 3 exons. Lineage: Eukaryota; Metazoa; Mollusca; Gastropoda; Architaenioglossa; Ampullariidae. Bases 77 to 577 code for a protein of 166 amino acids.
GUCCACCCUAGACACAACGGAACCACUGAAGUGUGAAAAUGGCGGAAAUCUUGAAAACGGACGAUGUCAGUGCCCCAUGCAGUAUGGUGGAACAACAUGUCAGAGACUGAUUAGAGACUGUACCGAACCGUAUGAAAGUGGUCAUAGAUUAUCCUCUCCAGGAAAGGUGCUCCUGAUACAACCUGCAGGAACUGCUGUACAUUUCCCGAUGAUAUGUAUCCUCGACUGGGGAGGCGUAGGGUAUGCUCUAGCAAGGAGCAACACGAUCUCUUUCAACGCCAACUGGACAACAGCAAAGACCUGGAUCGGGGACAACUUGUCCUCGAACGAAUCGGAUGCUCACUACUUCAUCGGAUUGGAAAACCUCCACAACUUGUUGAGCCAGGCGAACUAUCAGGCCAACUUGCACUACACAUACAACUCUCUCCCAGAUCGAGUCACCAUACCUUACACUAACUUUGCCAUCGGACCGAAAGAUUCAUGUACGCAAUGUCCUACACCUUCCCCCAGCAGUCCUACGACGACGGUUUCAAGGGACGCUAUCCAAUUGUCUUCUCCACUUGGGAUCACGACUUAACUCCAUGCAAUAAAUCAUACCCCGGGUGGUUUGGUUCGACUGCGCGGGGUACAGUCUUUUUGCUGACCCGUUGGUGUGGCCGGUGAAUGGUUCGCUUACUCGUCUCAAUUAUGUCAAUAUAGGUUUGGUCAGGGUUUCAAAUUUUACUGUCAGUUGAUGCGCCAAUGGAGAUGUCAACCUGAUAAUGUCAGUCCAUCAAGUGAUAUGUCAACCUAUCUUCUUUUACUUCCAAAAUACAAUCUGUUACGUGUGUGUCAGGUUUUUCUCAACCCGUUCAGAGUUUUUCUUGUCUUUUAUUAUUUGGCACUGCUCCACGGAUAAUCUUCCUAGUCAACAUAUGAAUCAAAGGGCCACAAAUUAAUUACUUUUGGUUAGGGGUAAGGUUAUGUUUCCUUAUACAAAAAUGAUAAUUUACUCUGGAAAACAAAAUAUGUUCAAACCGUACAAUCACAUAGAUGUAACUUAGUGACCUUUAUGAAGUCUGAUUUAACUCCGAACUGAACAAAGAUGUUUGGGGACCACAUUCAACUCUCGUUGACAUGGCAACUGACAUCACCCUAGUUCCUCGGAUCAGACAAACCGUAAAGGAUCCCAGGUCUUCAUCUGUCUGGUGCCUGGAUUUUUUGGAUCAUGGUCUGCGUUGCCUACGAGGUGACAUAAAUCCAUUGGUAACUAAUUAUGUUCUCUCGUCCACCUGACUCCUUCACGACCUAAGUGCUCGAGACUACCAAGAAGUCGCUCAGAAAUCGUCGACUUGCAGCAUCCUCGAGGGAAUCUCGAAUUAAUAAGUAAAAUUUCGUAUGUUUUUACAUUUAGACA